UGGGGAAGGGAGGGAAAGGGCAGGCAGAGACUGUGUGGCAUUCAUUCGGUGACGGCAGGGCUUUGGGCUGUCUUCGCUCCACGACGCAGGCGAGGAGGAAGUUAGCGCACUCGAAACAUCGGAGUCGUCUGCCGUCCUCGCAGCCCGACGUACACUGUGGAUAAGGUCCGUCUGAUCUUGGCGGCGAUGCAGCGCGUUUGGCAGUUGGUGGCGCGGCGCACGCACACGGGCGCGGAGGCGGAGGCGGAGGCGGCGGAGGCGGCGCCGGUGUGCGGCGGCCUGGCUGCGCCCGUCCACGAGAUCCGCGGGGCCCUCCUGGCCUUCUCGCUGCCCUCGUCCCCCGAAGAGGACGAAACCCCCGGCGAGAACGAGUACGAGCGGGUGUCGUUGGUGUCUGGCGCGUGGGAGUCGCGCGCGGCGUCGCCGGCGUCGGCGGCGGGCGGGCGGCGGGCGGGCCAUGAGUGGGGCGGUGGCUGCGCCUGCGUGUCGCAGGCGGCGGGCGCCGUUGGCGGAGGGGCCCGCGCCGACCCGACGCGCCCGCGCGCGCCUUCAAUCAUGUGGGGAGUAGCAAUGACUUUACUAUCCGCCAUGUGUCUUGGAGCUUGGUAUAUGGAGGAAUACGGGAAUCGAAUUUCACAUCCUGUUGAAGGGCUGCGUUUCAGGUUGAUUUUACCAUUACUUCCGGUGUUCGUAAUCGUCCAUCUAGUGGGCCUGACGAGCUCCAUCUCUCUGUACAGAGCGUAUGACCAGAGCACUCUUCCUCCGAUUCGAAUCCGACCUGGAAACGAAGUGCGGCCCCCACAACGCGCGGGCGCACCUCGAAGAGCCAGGCGCCUUUUGAGCGACGUCAGGCCGACAACGCAACACGAUGUGGUUCGAACUCGGGACUCGGACGGAAGUUCCUCCGCUACCACAACGUCCACGGUGCCCAUUGGAUUGCUGGAAUCUGCUCUGAAUGUCUCUGAAUCGGAAGCGGAACUGGAGCAGGAAUCGCAGGGGCAGCCUGGCGCUGGGCCUCAGCAGCCUCUGCAACCUCAUCGCCUCGACGCGGCCUCGGCGGAAGGAGACUCCGGCCGGGAGGCGGACGUGGAGUCCUCGCUUUCCUCCUACAGCAUGUCCUCCGAGCCGACUCCGGCCUCGACCAGCAUAUUGAAGAAAUGGCUGCUGUCGUCCGCUUGCACAUUCGCCACAUACGUGACCGGAAUGGUGCUCUCAUUUAUCUCAAAUGACGUGUACAUCGGGCUGUUUCUUCUUUUUGCGACUGUUUCAGGAGUACUUCCGACAUUGGAUGUUUUAGCAGAGUACUUCAGAAUACCCGAAAGGGGAGAACUUCAAGUAAGAAAUAGUGAGGAGCUGACGUCUAACCUGACCUUCGGCCAAGAGAUGACGACCUUCGCCCAGUCAACUCGAUUCAGUCGAGCGCCCGGAGAAAUCGACGAGAGGUCUCCGUUGCUGCGCAACAACUAGAUCUGCCUGAGAGUAAUUUGAUUGUGCAGGGAAGAAAGUGAAUGGAGGUGGACAUUAACAAUUGGCGACUAUUGUAGUUCUUACAUGUACAGAAUUUUGAAACGCUGCAUAUGAAAUUUACAAGAUAAUAUUUAAGGAAUAGAAAAUAACGUUAAUUUUAAAUUUUAUCAAUUCUAUCAAGGUUUUAGAACUCCACAUUGAAUAUGCCUGACAAUUCGGCUGAAUAGUUUCAAAUUUUGUUGUUAAUGAUGAAUGUUAUAUUUAGGGUAAGAAUUUUAAUUUUAAUGUUAAAUUCGUGAGGUGCUGGAUGUAAAAGAUCUUUAAACCUCAUUUGUACACAAAUACGAACUUUAAUACAUUUUAAACGGUGAAGUUUCCUCAAUGUGUAGACCAGUGGUCUUUAAAGUUGUUGCUUACAGAAAAUAAAUUUUAGGGGCAUGCAUUUCAUGUAAAUUAAUGUAAAAUGAAUAAUGAACUUUGAUCCAAACGCAUGAAUUUUUGACACUUUAUAGUCCAAC
This is a messenger RNA of Gryllus bimaculatus (two-spotted cricket), 1985 nucleotides long. The record is from the annotation of a GenBank genome assembly. Lineage: Eukaryota; Metazoa; Arthropoda; Insecta; Orthoptera; Gryllidae.